Molecule: messenger RNA, 1134 nt
Organism: Mucor velutinosus
Lineage: Eukaryota; Fungi; Mucoromycota; Mucoromycetes; Mucorales; Mucoraceae
Exons: 5
Coding region: 1-1134 (377 amino acids)
Biological process (GO): autophagosome assembly
Cellular component (GO): phagophore assembly site
Source: RefSeq, a predicted model, not a curated record
AUGAGUCUCGAAGACCAAGAUACGUUUCAUGUAGUUAUUCGUUUACCUUUCAAAAGACCACAAGGGUUUGUUGAACCUCCUGCAAUUGUAUGGACGGAGGAAAUGGAACACAAGUUAUGGCAAUACAUGAGCCAGAAAAAUACAGACUGGAACGUUAUUGCAGAGCAGCUGGGUGUGUCUACGCCAUAUGUUGUUCGUCAUGCAGCUUUCAUUUACGAAACUCAACUGCGCGGUAUUCAUCAGCAACUACGAUUAAAUACAAACAACUCGAGCAUAAACAGAAAUAACACAAUGAGCCCAACACCAACAAAACCUCGAUCAACAUCGAUUCGAUAUUCAAACACAUUACAGUAUCAGCAACAGUUACAGCAGCAACAGCAGCAAGAAUCACAGAGAAUAGAGAGUAGCGAUUCCAUACAACGAUCAAAUACAUCAUCACGACUGGCUGAUAGAUCAAAAGACAAUGUAUCUAUCAAAUCAUCUUUGAGUAGCAGCAGUGCCUUUAAAAGUACAUCGACUGCAACAUACCCUAUUACUGCAUACACAAUCAAUGAUAAUGGCCUCGAUAAUAGCAGCAGCAGCAGCAGCGAAGACAGUUUAAACUGUACGCAAACAGAAAAGAGCCACACAGAUGACGAUGGCAAUGACGAUCAAGGAGAAAAGACAGAUGACGAGGAGUUUAGCAGCCAUUUUGAACGCAUGAAAUUGCAAGUUGAAGAACCUGCGUUCCUGCCUCGACAAUCGAAAAAAAGUCCUGCCAAUGCUAGUUCCAGUGGUCUGCAUCACAGUCGUCAGGCCUUAAGCAUGUCUAUUCAAAAUCUCAAAAAGCUGCAUGUUGAUAAAUUGCAAAAUGACGAGUUAUCACUGGACUCAUCGUCCGCCACAUCAUCACAGCAUUCUACGAAAACAUCGAGCACUCAACCUCAAUCUCCUAGCCAUUCACCAGCAACAAACAACUUUCAAAUAUCAACUGCAGCAGGAUCCAGCAAUGAAAGCGCAAUGAACUCAAUUGGAUCGUCCUUCAGUGACAUAUCAGACUCCUCUGUUACUCAAUCAGCAUUAGAAGAAGCAUUCUUAUCAAAGUUUAAUCAAGGAUCGAAGAUGUCCAUGCUAAGCUUCUCUCGCAAACAAUAA